UAUGAGGCUGGAUUAAAAAUAUAUAUAUUAUUAUUAUUAUUAUUAUUAUUAUUAUUGAAAAGGAAAAAAAAAUGAGCAUCAAUAAUUCCCCAAACGCCUUCCUUACCUGUGCUGUGGCGAUCCUGAAACGGGGCACCUUCAGCUGGCCAGCAUACCCACAGCAAGACCGCCUUGAGCAGCAGCGGAACACAUCCGUGGCAGCUCUUCAUCCUCCUGGCUUGGCUUCGAAACAAGCCGCUAGAUGGUUGCAAGUGUCGUCGUCAACAACAACUGACGCUCAGGGGAAAGAGAGCAAACAUGGCAUUUCCAGGGACGCUGAGAGACGAGGACAUCGAGGCUGCGGUGCAGUCGUGCCAAGCCCCGGGCACGUUCAACCACAAAACUUUCUUUGCACAAGUGGGACUGGUCGACUCGUCGGAAGCAAACCGGAAAACUGUGUUCGCAGUUCUGGACCAGGACAGGAGCGGAUUCAUUGAGGAGGAGGAGCUAAAAUUAUUCCUUCAGAAUUUCUCUCCCGACGCGAGGGAGCUGACAGCGGCUGAAACCAAGACCCUGAUGGCUGCGGGAGACCGAGACGGCGACGGCAAGAUUGGGAUGAAAGAGUUCUGCGAUCUCCUGAAAUCAAGAGAAUAGCUUGAAUGGCCAUGACUGUCUUUCCCUGUGUUAAAUAAUAGCAGGAUGGAUAUUCCUAACUUACCAGAUCGUUUCAUGCACAGACCAGAACCCUCAGAUGUUCAAAACCUGCUUGCCUACCUGCUGCUCUCCUUCUUGGUCUGAUAUCAAAUGUCCGCUACGGAAGACGUUGAAUUCUGGAAGCCGUGUGUGUUCAAUCGUUUUACCUGGAACU
This is a messenger RNA of Phycodurus eques (leafy seadragon), 847 nucleotides long. Its product is annotated as parvalbumin beta-like. Gene Ontology annotation, cellular component: cytoplasm; nucleus. The transcript is spliced from 5 exons. The record is from RefSeq and is a predicted model, not a curated record. Gene Ontology annotation, molecular function: calcium ion binding. Bases 298 to 633 code for a protein of 111 amino acids. NCBI's taxonomy places the organism in Eukaryota, Metazoa, Chordata, Actinopteri, Syngnathiformes, Syngnathidae.